UUAUUGCGGCUCGGGGGCGGCGCCGAUCUACGGGAAGCUUCGGAUUCUGUGUGUUGGCCUUGCUGCGACGUCCGGAAGGCACGCUUGGCGCCGGUGCUCGGUUGCUGGGCGCCGGGGGUCCCCCGUGUGCCGCGCCCCUGGGCCGCCGUCGGGGGCCCCUCCGUCUGCCGCAGCUUGGCCCUUGAGCUCGUCGGCUCCACGUCCCUCAGGGCGCACCGGGGUCUCAGCUAACGGCUCUUGGGGGGCUUCCACGUGUAAGGCGUGACCCCACCUCUUUAGCCACGUCCUUGGCUAAACACCCCCAGUGUUUUUGGCUGCAGAGGUUGCUUUGCUAUUUCGUGGACUUGAAUCCCAAACCUUCCGGCUUCUGGGGCAUACGGGGUGCUUCCCUCCGCGAGUACAUUCCAGACAGUUCCGAGCUCGGCUAGGCUUCCUGAUGAGACUGACUUUGUAGUGGAUUCUAGGCGUGUAGUUAUGAACAGGACAAGCUCCAUGCCCCCGUGGAGCUCCAUAAGGUCUGAAAUAAAGAGAUGAGUAAGUGGGCCCGGGACGAUGGUACAGUGGGAAAGGCUUUAUUCCCCUUGCACGCAGCCCACCCUGCUUCCAUCUCCAGAACCUCAUGGUUUCCCCAGGCCUGCCAGGGUUGAGUCCUGAGAGCAGAGGCAGGAGUAAGCCCUGAAAACAAAGAGAAAUCAAUAAGCAAGACAAGCCCACCUAGCUGUAUAAAGACAGUUCUCCAGUGGAAGUAACCUUAGCGUGGAAGGUUAGAAUCGAUCGUCUGAGCUGCGUUUCCCAGCUCCUGUGCGGAUACGUGCAGGGACGUGCAGCGGGAGCCGCAGAGCCCUUCCCCAGCCCGCCAAGGAGAGCUGUAGGUGGGGGAAGAGGUUCAUGCCCAGGCGCACAGUGUGCGGACGGUGGAGGCUUUCAGUCCUGGCACUAAGGAAGUGCCAGAGAGAUGGAUGAGAUUCUCGAGGAGUUUCUCAGGAGGACCCUCUGGAAAAUGCCCAUCGCCGAGAUCGUGCCUGUCCUAAAAGCCUGGGACUUUCUGUCUGAAAAUCAGCUACAGUCCUUAAAUUUACGGCAGAGGAAAGAACUGCUCAUUCGGGACGUGGUCCUGCUGUGUGAGGAGAAGAAGGCCAGCCUCCAAGACGCCGCCCUUCUGGACCUGACUUAUACUCAGUUACAUCAGCAUCAGAAAGUCUGGGACGUUUUCCAGAUGAACAGAUUACCAGGGGAAGACAGCGAUGACCUCUUUGAUAUGGAGCAGUUCAAACAGUCGUUCAAGAAAGUUCUCCAGAGAGCGUUAAAGAACGUGACAGUCACCUUCAAGGACGCAGAAGAGAACGCAGUUUGGAUUCGCGUCGCCUGGGGAAGCCAGUACAAACAGCCGAACCAGUACCACCCGACGUUCGUGGUCUACCACGAGCAGACCCGCUACGCAUUCGUGUCUUCCUCCCGGCUGAAGAGCACCGCCACCCUGCUGGGCCAGGCCCUGGUGGUCGCCAGCAAGCAUCAUCAGAUUGUGAAGAUGGACCUUCGGAGCAGGUACCUGGCCUCUCUGAAGGCCAUCGUCUUCAAGCAGUACAAUCAGAUCUUUGAAACUCACGACUCCUCUUCACCUCUACGGGAAAGAAGCCUGAAUAUCAACAUGGAUCCAAGGGUCACUCACGAAAACAUAGUUAAAAAAGAGAGAGUCCGAAGAGUGACUCAAGAAACUUUCGGAGAUUAUCCUCAGCCAAGACUGGAGUUUGCCCAGUACAAGCUUGAAACAAAAUUCAAAAGUGGAGGAAGAAUCUUAGCUGAUAAAGAAGAACCCCUCCGAUGCUUGGUAAAGUUCUCUAGUCCGAACCUGAUGGAAGCGUUGCGAUCCUUAGCGCCAGCCGGUAUUGCAGAUGCACCUCUUUCUUCUUUGCUCACUUGCAUACCCAGGGAAGGAGUGAAUUAUUUUAAAAUCAGAGAUAAAUAAGAUGUGUAGCUUUUCGUAAGCCCACAUCUCCUUCGCCACAUUUCAGUCAGAGACAGGCCGGGGUGCCUGUGCUCUGGAAACCCCUGACGGCGACAGUUUAGAAAUGUCUGAGGAAGUGUCGGCGCUUACUCCUCUCCCACAUCCGGGGUGAGCAAAGGCCCCAGGCUCCAUCUCCAUGCCUGCAGGCUGUGAGGCAGGCAUGCCGGCCAGCCCCCGGUGCUGUGUCCUGGAUCCUGCUCCUGUCCCCUCUCCUGGGAAGAUCUCAUGCCACUGCAGCCCCCCAGGGACUCUCCCUCCACCCUCCGGGGGUCACUGGAAGAGGCGCCAAGAAACUCACCCAACGGGAAACUUCCUGGGAGGAUCAUGAAAUUGGCCCGUUCAGAGGAAUGAUGAAUUUAUGAAGGUCUAUAAAGUUCUGGUUGCAGUUAUGAUUAUUAGGCAUGUAAAGCAAUGAUUUUGUAAAUGCGAUACUUUGCACGGCCUUUUUUUUUUAUCAUGGUGUAUAGCAAUCAAACUGCCAAGUAUUAUAUCCAGAUUUGUAAAUAAACAUUUAAAAACUGG
This is a messenger RNA of Sorex araneus (European shrew), 2527 nucleotides long. RefSeq names its product centromere protein N (gene CENPN). Gene Ontology annotation, biological process: CENP-A containing chromatin assembly; chromosome segregation. Lineage: Eukaryota; Metazoa; Chordata; Mammalia; Eulipotyphla; Soricidae. The record is from RefSeq and is a predicted model, not a curated record. Bases 956 to 1966 code for a protein of 336 amino acids. The transcript has 11 exons.